UCGAACGAACCGAUUCGCGGAAAGCGAGCCGGACUUUCCAUCCCUAACGCACGCACGCGCACGCUGCGGAUCGUGCUCUUCCCGCUUUGAGCUCGAGCUGCUCCGAGUGCUGUGAGGCGGAUGACAGUUUGUUUUCACGGCGGGCCUGUCUGAAAAGAAGAACGAGCGUUUGCACCUUCAGCUACGGUGACCGAGUCUGUUCUCCUCAAGAUGAGACCGCUUAUUCCCAAAUGUACGCUUUUGCCAAAGGAUGUGAAUCCCGGGGACCUGUCUGUGUACAACAGCUCUAGCCGAGCCGAGGGAAAGAGUGCAGUUUAAACAGGCAUGAGGCUGUUGGCCUCCUCGCCACACCAACUACAACAAACGUGCGACGUCCCGAUGGAGUUUUAACCCCUGCAGGAGUACAGACUGCUUGGUCCACCGAGGCUGGUGAAGAAACACAGGUAUGUAUGAGCACACGCAGAUAUAACUGCCCCUCCCUUUGGUUCGACGCCAGAACUGCCCUCGAAUAACAAACAAAAUAUUAGAGCGAGAGAAAGCGAGCGAGAGACUGAGGGUCCCAUGUGCCAUUGGGCAGUGGGGCUUUCGCCAUGAGCAGUACUCUGGGCAAAGAUAAAGACUCUAAGGAGAGGGAACCCAAAGCUGAAGGGAAAUCCAAAACCAAAGGGAAAGAUGCCAAAGAUGGGAAGAAAGACACGAGUGGCGCUUCGCCCGCGGUGGCCUUCACUUUGGACAGCACGAUAAAGCGACCCAACCCACCGCCCAGCACGCGCAAAAAAUCCAGCAAUGCAGAGGUCAUCAAGGAACUGAACAAGUGCCGUGAGGAGAACUCGAUGCGCCUGGAUCUGUCCAAGAGAUCCAUCCAUCUGUUGCCCUCUUCCAUCAAGGAGCUGACCCAGCUGACUGAGCUCUACCUGUACAGCAACAAGCUGCAAAGCCUGCCGGCCGAGGUGGGAUGCCUGUCAGGACUGGUGACGCUGGCGCUCAGCGAGAACUCUCUCACCAGCCUGCCAGACUCGCUGGACAACCUGAAGAAGCUGCGCAUGCUCGACCUGCGGCACAACAAGCUUCGGGAGAUCCCAGCCGUGGUCUACCGCGUCACCUCCCUCACCACGCUCUACCUGCGCUUUAAUCGGAUCACCACCGUGGAGAAGGACAUCAAGAAUCUGUCCAAACUCACCAUGCUCAGCAUCCGAGAGAACAAGAUUAAACAUCUGCCCGCAGAGAUCGGUGAGCUCUGUAACUUGAUUACACUGGAUGUAGCCCACAACCAGCUGGAGCACCUUCCUAAAGAGAUCGGCAACUGCACUCAGAUCACCAACCUUGACCUGCAGCACAACGAACUUCUCGACCUACCUGAGACUAUAGGUAACUUGUCAAGUAUAAACCGUCUGGGUCUGAGGUACAACCGUCUAUCAGCGAUCCCUCGAUCUUUAUCCAAGUGCCGAGAGCUGGAGGAGCUCAACCUUGAAAACAACAACAUCUCAGUGUUACCAGAGGGUCUUCUCUCCAGUCUGGUGAACCUGACGAGUCUGACGCUGGCACGAAACUGUUUCCAGUCUUACCCAGUGGGCGGCCCGUCCCAGUUCUCCACCAUCUACUCACUCAACAUGGAGCACAACCGUAUCAACAAGAUCCCUUUCGGCAUCUUCUCCCGAGCCAAAGUGCUCAGCAAGCUCAAUAUGAAGGACAACCAGUUAACGUCUCUUCCGCUGGAUUUUGGGACGUGGACCAGUAUGGUAGAGCUAAACCUGGCAACGAACCAGCUUACCAAGAUUCCCGAGGAUAUCUGUGGACUUGUGUCUUUAGAGGUCCUCAUAUUAUCCAACAAUCUCCUGAAGAAGUUGCCUCAUGGGAUAGGAAACUUACGGAAACUGCGAGAGCUUGACUUGGAGGAGAACAAACUGGAGUCCCUCCCAAAUGAAAUAGCCUACCUUAAGGAUCUGCAGAAACUUGUGUUGACCAAUAAUCAGCUGAAUACUUUGCCAAGAGGAAUCGGUCACCUGACCAACCUGACGUACCUGGGCUUGGGAGAGAACCUGCUGCAGCACCUACCUGAGGAGAUUGGUACACUUGAGAACCUGGAGGACCUUUACCUGAACGACAACCCUAACCUGCACAGUCUGCCGUUCGAGCUGGCGCUGUGCAGUAAGCUGUCCAUCAUGAGCAUAGAGAACUGCCCCCUCAGCCACCUCCCGCCGCAGAUCGUCGCCGGAGGCCCGUCCUUCAUCAUCCAGUUCCUCAAGAUGCAGGGUCCCUACCGCGCCAUGGUCUGAGGCGACUCACACACUGUACCGAAUCGCCACACGACGUUACCUUCGUCGUCAUUAUAUCUAGGACAAGAAACUGCGUAACUGGGUUCCUAUCGGCGGAGGAGUCACAGCCAGUUAGGUCCCCUUUACCCCAGUAGAAAACAAUGUCUAGACUUCAGUUGCCAAAAUCAAUGUACAUUAGUGAUUCUGAAGAGGCGCUCUUAAAAAUGUUUCAGUCAUUUUGCCAAUUUAUUGAAAGUCGUUAUAGGGGUUUGGACGCCAGGAAACAGUUGUAUGCAAAAACAAAACAUUUCAUUUUUGCUGCUGCCGUCAUACUGUAUGUGAGGUUUUUUAAGUUCGUUUUUUUUUUUUGUCAUCCCACAACCAAAAGAUUUUUAUUGUACAGAGGACCUGUUUUGGAAGCAGUGAACAAAUUUUAGUUCUUCUUUUUUUUAUUAUUAUUAAUUGUUAUUAUUCUAGAAUUGUGCCUCUUCAGUGCAGUUGGGUGGUUUGUGUCUGAACAUUAUUAUCCAAGAAGUUUUUAAUACAACAAGGAUGAAUUUACAAAAGUAUAAUUUAUUCCGUAAUUCAUUUUGUAAUUAUUUAGUCGCUCCCUUUUUUGAAAUAUUCAUUCCUCUUUGCUGUCGGGACGUGUUGUUGCGCGUGACGUUUUCAAAUGAUGAAUCCACAAUCUUGUUUUUUCUUUCUUUUUUUUCUGUGAAAUAGUGAAGUAACAGACGAAUCAAAAAUCGUCUUUGAUAGCAGUCGGUCUAGAGCGUCACUCAGAGGUGCAGGUCUCUGUUCUGGACGUGGGGUUUGUGAUUGUUCACUUGUUUGCCGCAUCCACGGUGUUGCGCUCUGCUUGUGUCCUGUUGGAGAGAGAGGCAUGUGUGUAUCAGGUGCUGAACAGUGCUAGCAGUUAAAGGCCAAACGCCCAUUCAACAUCACUUCUGUCUUUUUUUUUUAAUUCCGCAUUUGAAGGAUUUCCGGGUCAGUGUCAUCGGGCCGGUUAAACUUUUCCCUGUGAUUUUCUGCUCUUUUAAAUUCACAGAAUAUUAAACAGUGGUUCCAAGGUUUUUUUUUGCACCAUUUAUCCCACAUCUUAUGCUGCUGCUUUUAAUGCACUUUGUAUUGAUAUUUGGCAUCCCCCUCGAGUAAAAGGGUUGUGAUAUUUCAUCUUACCGAUUAAACAUAUGGAAGGGGGCAUUUAUUAUUAUUAUUAUUUCUGAAGUAUUUUAAUUCUCUAUCAUGUAUAUUUUAAAACAAUGAAUGAAAAAAUUUGCCUCAGCAAAUUCGAACUAUAACAUUCUCUUAAGAACUUCUUUUUUUUUUUGACGCCUUUUUUCUCUUUAUUAAAUUGUUUGAUUUAAACUUCUGACUAGUUUGUGUUUCUAUAUAUAAUUAAAACUUCAUAUCAUUUUCAAAUGGUGCAGUUAUUGCAAUUAAAAAACCCAAAUGUGGCCAAAUUACAAAUUUGCAAACGUUAUUCCACCUUUUCAACCUUGUUUUGUUCAAGAUGGAAUUUCUUUUGGUUUAGUAUUAAAUCAAGUGACUGAAUGUCCACCUCCACUUUACUUUAUCAAGCCAAAUGUAUUUUGAGCUGUCCACAUUUUCUUUUCUUACAUUUCCUCUCGCUCUUUCCUUUGAUUCGUAAGGACAUUGUGUACAUCGGCAGCAGCGUAAAGGUUUCGGAGAGGCACUUCACAGUCGUGGGGCCAUGAAAAGGACACAAAUCGCUGCUUUUUUAUCAACCAGCAGAACCUGUUGCUGCUUAAGGACCUCUUAGAAACGUAAUGCUGUAAAAGAACCGGCCCGCGUGAGACGUUACGGACUGGCUUCUCGGGCCGGUUUCUACCAGCACAGACGUUCUGCUACAGAUGAAAUCCCUCUGGACCUGCUCGGUGCAUAUCUUGCGCCUGAUGCAGACGCUGAAUAAAAACGACACAAAUACAAACAUUGUAAAAAGGGCUUUCUCUGUUCAUGCUUAACUAUACACCAGAGGCAUUGCAUUCCUGGUUUUGUAUAAAAGCUUUCUUUUGUGUGUGUGUGUGUGUGUGUGUGCGAGUGUGUGAGUAUGUGUGAGGGAAUAGUUAGAUGUUAACAAAAUGGAAUUAUUAUGUGACAAUAAAUGCCUUUGAGUACUUCAAGUGAGACGUGCAUUAGGGACGUGGCCUUGUGACGUGUCCCAAGUUCAUUUAUUUUAUUUUUAUCCCCCCCCCAGCAUUUAUAUGCCGUUUAUGCAGGGGAGUUGGGCUGGUUUUUAUGUAUUAACAGUAUGAUCGGCUUCGGAUGAGAAUGCAUCACAAAUCAGGAAUGUAGUCAAAAAAGACAAUAAAUACAUAAUAAUUGUA
This is a messenger RNA of Cyprinus carpio (common carp), 4603 nucleotides long. RefSeq names its product SHOC2 leucine rich repeat scaffold protein (gene shoc2). The record is from RefSeq and is a predicted model, not a curated record. Lineage: Eukaryota; Metazoa; Chordata; Actinopteri; Cypriniformes; Cyprinidae. Gene Ontology annotation, molecular function: protein binding.